This is a messenger RNA of Aureobasidium musti, 1938 nucleotides long. Lineage: Eukaryota; Fungi; Ascomycota; Dothideomycetes; Dothideales; Saccotheciaceae. The record is from the annotation of a GenBank genome assembly.
AUGGCAGCCCACAUUACUACCGGCGGGCAAAACAAUGCCCUGUACGACGCGACCAAGACCAACGAGAAGACACAUUCUAUUGUAGAUCUACCAAAGUCCAACAACUUCACCACGAAUCUUCCACCAGACCAAAACUUCCCCACUCCAUCCAGUUCCCAUGCUGCCGAGCGAAGAGAACUCGGUCCUCGCUUGGUCAAAGGCGCUCUCUACACAUACGUUCGCCCCGACCCACCUACCAAGUACGAAGUCCUUGCUGUCUCGCCCGCCGCACUCCAAACGCUCGCCAUCGACCCAUCUUCGACAGACUCACAGGACUUCAAAGACACAGUCUCUGGCAGCAAGAUCCUAACAUGGGACGAGGCCAAGGCUUCAGAGUCGAACAUGCUGCCCGAAGAACAACAAAGAAGAGAACAGAUAUAUCCUUGGGCACAAUGUUAUGGAGGCUACCAGUUUGGUCAAUGGGCAGGUCAGCUGGGUGAUGGCCGCGCUAUAUCCUUGUUCGAGACCACAAACCCAAACUCAGACGUCCGCUACGAGGUUCAACUCAAAGGUGCAGGCAAAACGCCUUACAGUCGAUUCGCCGAUGGCAAAGCUGUUCUGCGAAGCAGUAUCAGAGAGUUCGUUGUCAGUGAGAGCUUGCAUGCUCUAGGAAUCCCUUCUACUCGUGCACUGGCUUUGACUUUUACUCCUGAGGACAAGGCUCUGAGAGAGCGUAUCGAGCCUGGUGCCAUCGUCACUCGCUUUGCUCAAAGUUGGUUGCGUUUUGGUACUUUCGAUCUUCUACGCUCUCGUGGUGAUCGAGCCCUUAUUCGGAAGUUGGCCACAUAUGUCGCCGAAGAUGUCUUUGGUGGUUGGAAGAACCUUCCAGGUGCUCUGAAAGUAGGCGAGGUCACCGAGACGGCCACUGAUCCAGAACGCGGAUUCGCGGCGACUAUCGUACAGGGCGAGAACGAACACGAAGAGAACCGUUUCACACGUCUUUACCGCGAGAUUGCCCGCCGAAACGCGAAGACAGUCGCAUAUUGGCAAGCCUACGCUUUCACAAAUGGUGUAUUGAACACAGAUAACACAUCCAUCUUCGGCUUGUCUAUCGACUUUGGCCCUUUCGCCUUCCUUGACAACUUCGACCCCAGCUACACACCUAACCACGACGAUCAUAUGCUCCGCUACAGCUACCGCAAUCAACCGAGCAUCAUCUGGUGGAACCUUGUGCGUCUAGGUGAGGCAUUCGGCGAGUUGAUUGGCGCUGGAGCCCGCUGUGAUGACAACGAGUUCGUCACAGAAGGUGUUAGCAAGACUUGGGCCGACGAGCUGAUCAAGCGCGCCGAGACGUUGAUCGAAAAGACCGGCGAAGAAUUCCGCGCAGUGUUCAUGGCAGAAUACAAGCGUCUCAUGUCUGCACGUCUGGGUCUCAAGCAAUGCAAGGACUCCGACUUCGAAGUUCUCUUCUCCGAGCUGCUGGACACGCUCGAGGCGUUGGAGCUCGAUUUCAACCACACUUUCCGUAAACUCAGCAACAUGGACUUGUCAGAGAUCGAGUCGGAAGAGCAAAGAAAGGAAGUCGCAGGCCGCUUCUUCCAUCAUGAAGGUCUCGGCGAUACUGUAGGUACCAGCGAGGACGAUGCCAGAACCAGAAUUGCAAAGUGGCUCGAGCAAUGGCGCAACCGUGUCAUUGAGGACUGGAGCGAAGGCAAGGACGCCGAGCGCCAGGAGGCCAUGAAGAAGGUCAACCCCAAGUUCAUUCCCAGAUCAUGGAUCUUGGACGAGCUGAUCGACAGAGUAGAGAAGAAGGGCGAGCGUGAAAUCCUUCAGGGUGUCAUGAAGAUGGCCCUCAAUCCUUUCGAAGAGUCAUGGGGCUGGAACAAGGAAGAGGAAGAUAGAUUCUGUGGUGAUGUGCCUCACAUCAAGCGUGCGAUGCAGUGCAGUUGCAGCUCUUGA